Molecule: messenger RNA, 2602 nt
Organism: Engraulis encrasicolus (European anchovy)
Lineage: Eukaryota; Metazoa; Chordata; Actinopteri; Clupeiformes; Engraulidae
Product: dnaJ homolog subfamily B member 1-like
Exons: 3
Coding region: 504-1550 (348 amino acids)
Biological process (GO): negative regulation of transcription by RNA polymerase II
Cellular component (GO): cytosol
Molecular function (GO): Hsp70 protein binding; transcription corepressor activity
Source: RefSeq, a predicted model, not a curated record
CAGAGGAAGACAAAAUUCUGUCUCUGGAACUUUCUGUACAGGGCUACGUUGCAAGAAGAUAAGAAUACGCGAUGAGUAAUGUAGGUCUGUUAAAAUAGGACAUUUCCUUCGAAGAUUUCAGUGUUAAGACUCGAUACGCGCUGUGUGUUGUACAGACAGACAUGUUAUACUCCAAUGUUAAAUGAUGGGAUGCUGUUCUUGCUAACGCAACUAGGGGUUGGCAAAUACAUUAGCCAGCUAGCGUAGCUCCCUUUAGAGAGCUUUACUAUCGGCUUGGCUUCAAGGCAGCUAACUCGCUGGCUUAAUACCUGACAGCUGUUUGUGUUUACCUGUCUCCUAAACCUUUACACGGAACCAGUUUAAACUGCUGGAAGUAUAUUAUUUGUGAUCUCAGAAUUCAGGCAGUUAACGUCGCAGUGCUUCUUGACAUGGCAUCGGACUGAGUGUAAGUGACUCAUUGCCUUCUAUAAUUAGUAGAUUGGAAAUCCGUGAUAGCAUUUGUGAUGGGUAAAGAUUAUUACAAAGUGUUGGGAAUUCAAAAAGGUGCGUCGGAGGAUGAAAUCAAGAAAGCCUACAGAAAGCAGGCAUUACGAUACCACCCAGACAAGAACAAAUCGCCCGGAGCAGAGGAGAAAUUCAAAGAGAUUGCCGAGGCCUACGAUGUCCUAAGUGACUCGAAGAAAAAGGACAUUUAUGACCGAUAUGGAGAAGAAGGUCUGAAAGGAGCUCCCAGUGGCGGAGGCCCCAAUGGCCCCACCUACAACUACACCUUCCAUGGCGACCCGCACGCCAUGUUUGCUGAGUUCUUCGGCGGCCGCAGCCCGUUCGACCAGUUCUUCUCCUCGCACGGACACGGUGGUGGAGGAGGAGACGAUGACAUGGACAUUGACGACCCGUUCGCCGCCUUUGGCAUGCCCGGCAUGGGCAUGGGGGGCUUCCAGCGCUCCUUCAAGUCGCGGCCGGGCAGCGUGCACGGGGGCGUGCAUGGGGGCCGCGAGAAGAAGAAGGACCCGCCCGUCAUCCACGAACUGAAGGUGAGCCUGGAGGAGGUGUUCUCCGGCUGCACCAAGAAGAUGAAGAUCUCGCGCAAGCGGCUGAACGCUGACGGCUGCUCGAUGCGCAGCGAAGACAAGAUCCUCACGGUGGACAUCAGACGUGGAUGGAAGGAGGGCACCAAGAUCACCUUCCCCCGCGAGGGCGACGAGACGCCCACCAACAUCCCCGCCGACGUGGUGUUCGUCGUCAAGGACAAGGUGCACCCCGUCUUCCGACGGGACGGAUCGGACGUGGUCUACUCGGCCCGGAUAUCCCUCAAAGAUGCUCUGUGUGGUUGCACGGUCAGCGCCCCGACGCUGGAUGGCAGAACUAUCACUGUGACCUCUCGUGACAUCAUCAAGCCGGGCAUGAAGAAGCGCAUCGUGGGGGAGGGUCUGCCGCUCUCCAAGUGUCCGGAUAAGAGGGGGGACAUGGUGGUGGAGUUUGUGGUCAAGUUCCCAGACAAGCUGGGCCAGGGCACUCGCGAAGCACUCAGUCAGAUCCUCCCGCCGUGACGACAACGACGAGGACGACGAUGAUGCCUGUAGUGAAGGGGAGUAGAGUUGCCCCGCCGGGACUCAAACUCGGACCUGCAGCCAGCGGUCAGAGCCUCAGCUUGGUACCCCAGAAGGUCUGGGUUCCAGUCCUGGCGGGGCAACUCUACUCCCCUUCGCUACAAUGCCCUCAUGAUGAUGAUGUUGGGGUUGUGACGUGAUGUGAUGUUCAGCAUACGGGACGGCAGGAGAGGAGCUGCCAUCCCACACUAAAAACAAACUGCCUCAUCCCAGUAGCGCUCUUGCUUUUGCACCUGAUAUUCUGCUUUUCUUUUCUACGUAUGUACCAUUGAGAUCAAGUGAGAACUUUCUAGUGAACUUUGGGGAAAAAAGAAAAGUGCAACUACACAUGCACUCACACCUUCCUUUUUUUUAAAAAAAAGUUUUUAUUUUAUGUUAUUGUAUAUAACAUUUAUUUUGACCAUUUUAAUUUCCCUGCCACCCAUUAAUAACUUGAAACACUCACAAUCACUGUGAACAAUCUGAAGGGUCAUAGCAGACAGCAAUGCUGUGUUAUGUCUUAACCCCUAUGCAUCAGUAGUAGUCAUUCCCAUGUAGCUUCACAUUGCAGAUGGGACAGCAGUGCGAGUCCUAUGCAUCCCCUUGAUCAGUAGUUUAUUUCGCUGUAGAUAAUGCGCCGAUGACAUUUUUUGCGCAUUUCGAACAAACGCCAGACCUGGGGCAACCACUCCACUGAUGCAUGGAUAGGACACUUUCAGCCUUUGGUGACUACAAUGGGUGUUAUAGUAGCCAGCCAGUGAAAACAAAGCGUUUACAAACGGAGACCUAUGGGGGUAAUACUAAGAAUAUGUUUAAGUGAUAAACCAGGCUUGGGUAACCUGCAGGAAGUGGUGACCCUGCUAAUAGAUAUAUCUGAGAGCAUCAUUUAGCUAAGAAAAUGAGGACUCCAGGCACUGCUAUUAGAUGAUUUACCUCUACCACAAGGUUAACUUAACCUGGUUUACUACUAAACCAGCUUCUUAGUAUACCCUCAUGGUCUAUGAAUUCAGUUG